Onthophagus taurus is the source of this 1727-nucleotide messenger RNA. The record is from RefSeq and is a predicted model, not a curated record. Lineage: Eukaryota; Metazoa; Arthropoda; Insecta; Coleoptera; Scarabaeidae.
CCUCACAUUGUAAACAAAGAUCAAUUUGAAAUCGUUCUCUAAUAUUAUUGUUAAAAUCGCAAAGAAAAUCACCGAAAAUGAGUCGCAGAAAGAAAUCGAAGGUUGAAUAUAAAGAAAUGGAAGAAAAAUAUAACAAUUUAGAAGAAGAAACUAACGGAGAUAAAGAACAUAAAACACCCAUCGAUAAAAAGUCGGGUACAACGAGUACUUCAAAAACUUUAAAAAAGGAUAAAAAAGAUGAUGUUAAAAAGGAAGAUGAAAAGAAAAAGGAUGAUCCCGAUUCAGAACUUGAUGAUCCAGUUGUAAAAGAGCUUUUUUCUGGGUUAGAAGGUGCUGCUUUUCAAAGUCGUAUGCCUUACGAUAAAAUGACCAGCACUGAAGCAGCUUGUUUUCCUGAUAUUGCCGAUGCAGCUUUACAAACUGUCAAAGUUUAUUUACACAUUAGAAAUCGUAUCCUUCAAGUUUGGCUGGAUAAUCCAAAACAUCAAUUAAUCAUCGAAGAAGCGAUUGAAAAAAUGGAACCCCCUUAUAAUAGUGAUGUCCCUUUAAUAAAGAGGGUACACGCUUUUUUAGAACGAAAUGGUUUUAUUAAUUUCGGUGUUUUCAAGCGAGUUAAACCAUUACCAGCUAAAAAAUACGGCAAAGUGAUUGUAAUUGGAGCUGGAAUUGCUGGAUUAGCUGCUGCACAGCAAUUACAACAAUUUGGGUUAGAGGUUAUCGUGUUGGAAGCUCGAGAUAGAGUUGGAGGAAGAAUUGCAACCUUUCGCAAAGGUAAUUACAUCGCUGAUUUAGGUGCAAUGGUUGUAACUGGUUUAGGUGGUAACCCUGUAACCACAUUAAGCAAACAAAUCGAUAUGGAACUCCAUAGAAUUCGUCAAAAAUGUCCUUUAUAUCAAUCAAACGGUGCCACAGUUGAUAAAGACAAAGAUGAAAUGGUUGAAAGAGAAUUUAAUCGUUUAUUAGAAACCACAUCAUAUCUUUCCCAUCACUUAGAUUUUAAUUACGCCGGAAAUAAACCGGUUAGUUUAGGACAGGCUUUAGAAUGGGUUAUAAAGCUCCAAGAGAAACAUGUUAAAGAAAAACAAAUUCAACAUCUCAAAUCAGUUAUUGCGCUACAAGAGAAAUUAAAAGUUAAUCAAAAACAGAUGCUUGGGAUUAAGGAGCAUAUGGAAGAGUUGAAUGAUAAAGUUAAAGAUUGGGCGAAAAUUGAUAAAAGGGAUGUUCAAUUAGAGUUUGCUUAUCGAAGUGGAAUUCGGGAUUUAAAUGCGUGCGGGAAAGAAUGGGAUUUAUUGAAGGAACAAGCUAAGGAGAUUGAAGAGAAAUUGGGGGAGUUGGAAAAUUCACCACCAAGUGACGUUUAUUUAUCAUCAAAAGAUCGGCAAAUUUUAGAUUGGCAUUUUGCUAAUUUAGAAUUUGCGAAUGCCACACCCCUUUCGAAUCUUUCACUGAAACAUUGGGAUCAAGACGACGACUUCGAGUUCACCGGGAAUCAUCUAACAGGUAGGAUUAUUUUUUUGUUGCUUGUUCACCUUAUAUUUUCUUUGCCUUUCGCGCGGUGUCGAUUCUCAUUUGCAAAUUGGGGUAAACCGAGAGGCGAGAGAGCGGGACACGUUCCUUCGUGCCUCGUAAACCAACCUCUCCCGGUCGUUAUCUCCGGCUGUAUAAUGUCGAAGCUCGUUAAUCUACAGCCUUUACCAUUCUCUGCCCUUAUAGGUUUUAAAAGUUAA